AUGAUUAAUUCUGGUGAAGAAUUCUUGCCAAAAAAAAAAGCCCGCCACAACACUCAGUAUUUCGAGGUUGUCCUAAAAAUGCUGUCAAGAUGCAAGCCGGUGUUAAGAAAUAGGUUACGCUCAAUCAGGUUUAUACAUUCAGAUGUUGGAUUCGCUUUCGACAUCGAUGGUGUUUUGUUAAGAAGUAAAACGCCUAUUCCAGGUGCCUCGGAAGCCCUGAAACUAUUACAACACCAUAAAGUUCCUUUUAUUUUACUUACAAAUGGUGGAGGUACAUUGGAGAACCAAAGAACGGAAUUUAUUUCGAAGGCGCUGGACGUUCCAAUUUCUCCACUGCAAAUUGUCCAAAGUCAUACUCCUUUCAAGACACUCGUUCCGAAAUAUAGCAAGAUUCUUGCUGUAGGAUCUCCCACGGUCAAGGAUGUUGCGAAGACAUACGGUUUCAAAGAAGUGAUACAUCCUAUGGACAUUUUAAGAUACAACAGGAGCAUUGCGCCAUUUUCUGGAACGACAGAUGAGCGGCUGCUUGAGCUUUCUGAGGAAAUUCCAAAUUUGGAUAAAACUCCAAUUGACGCAGUACUAGUAUUCAACGAUCCACGAGACUGGGGUGCAGAUAUACAAAUUAUAAGCGAUGUUUUGAACUGCCAAGAUGGGUAUUUGAAUACACUAAGGAAAGAGAAUCAAAGUAAACCUUCGAUCCCGAUUUAUUUUUCUAACAAUGAUUUGUUAUGGGCAAAUCAGUACACACUUAAUCGAUUCGGGCAAGGUGCAUUUCGCAUAAUUAUUGAAACAAUGUAUGCAAGCUUAAAUGAUGGAAAACCGCUCGAAAAUGUGGUCAUCGGAAAACCUACGAAAGUUACAUACGAUUUUGCCCAUCAUAUUUUGAUAGACUGGAGACAAAAGCUGUUGGAUGGUAAGACCAAUGUUACCGACCAGUUACUCCCUUCUUUGGGCGAGGAGCCCACGAGCUCUCCGUUUAAAGAAGUUUUCAUGGUUGGGGAUAACCCUGCGAGUGACAUCAUUGGAGCACAUCGCUACGGCUGGAGUAGUUGUCUAGUUAAGACGGGUGUCUACCGGGACGGUGAUCGUUUGCCUUGCGUACCUACCAUGAUCACCAAUAACGUACUCGAGGCAGUGCGUCAAGCGCUAAAGGUUUGA
Lachancea fermentati is the source of this 1158-nucleotide messenger RNA. The record is from the annotation of a GenBank genome assembly. NCBI's taxonomy places the organism in Eukaryota, Fungi, Ascomycota, Saccharomycetes, Saccharomycetales, Saccharomycetaceae.